Messenger RNA from Schistosoma guineensis, 524 nucleotides. Lineage: Eukaryota; Metazoa; Platyhelminthes; Trematoda; Strigeidida; Schistosomatidae. The record is from the annotation of a GenBank genome assembly.
AUGUCUGAUAACGUUCAUUCUUCAAGCCGAAUCUUCAAUGAUAUUAUGUUAUCUCGAAGAUUUACAAGUUGGGACAAUUUUGAGACCUGUUUGAAAGAAGUACAUAAGUAUACGCAUACUAAGUACGUUAUGUCAGUAUGCAAAAAGAACAGUGAUGAUCCAACUCUAAAGUACUUUUUCGUGAGAUAUGUCUGUACAUAUGGACGUAAACGCAGUUCGUCAGAGUCAGAUGCUUGCGUUCAGGAUGUAGAUGAUGAUGGUAAUAAUCAUUCUUCUGAAGAGCAUACAACUUCUAACUCGCCAACACAACCUAGGCAAAGGAGACGACGUCGGUCAUCUACGUAUGCCUUACUUCAAGUGAAUUUAUCCUUCAAGUCGAAAUAUUGCCACUGUAAAUCAGGAUUUUGGGUCCGGGCACUGAAUGGUGAGUUGAAACUCACCUCUAUUAAAACCGUGCACAACCAUCCUUGCACAGAAGGAUAUAUUUCUGUCGAUCCAUCGAAACGACAGCUGACCUCAAGUGA